AUGAGAUAUGCGCCAGAAGUCAAGAAAUCCCCACCACACCUCCUGAAGAAAUUUGCAGUGUGCGACAUUCCUCUGUAUGACAUCUGUGACUACAACGUCUCCAGGGACCGCUGCAAGGACCUCGGGUGCUGCUUCUACAAGGGCGUCUGCUAUGAGAAGGCAGUUCCGAUGUAUGUGCAGGUGUUCUCCGUCUUGAUCGUGGUCAUCGCUGUCGCCUUCAUCAUGGCUGUUAUUUACAGGGUUGUUCAAGAGAUUCGGAGAGUGAAGGAGGGCGGCGCAGAGGGCACGGGCACCGAAGGUGGCGGUGGCGGCGGCGGCGACGAUGAGGCCCAAGGCGGAGAGACGUCCUCGAGGGCCGGCAGCGAGACCUCCAAGAAGAGCGGGGAGAACGAAGAAGGAACAAUGACACUCUCAGAAGCUGAAGAAGCUGAAGCAGUUGAAGAGUGA
Molecule: messenger RNA, 447 nt
Organism: Sciurus carolinensis (gray squirrel)
Lineage: Eukaryota; Metazoa; Chordata; Mammalia; Rodentia; Sciuridae
Gene: Tex29
Product: testis expressed 29
Exons: 5
Coding region: 1-447 (148 amino acids)
Source: RefSeq, a predicted model, not a curated record